Molecule: messenger RNA, 936 nt
Organism: Marchantia polymorpha subsp. ruderalis
Lineage: Eukaryota; Viridiplantae; Streptophyta; Marchantiopsida; Marchantiales; Marchantiaceae
Source: the annotation of a GenBank genome assembly
CCGAAUCCAGGCCCCGGGCGCGUCUGGGACUCGGACCUGCAUCCAUAAAACUGGCACCUCGUGCUGCACUUCGUCUAUUGGAUUUGAAGUUGCAUAGCAUUAGAUAACGUUGAUUGCCGCGUUUGGUUGGAAUUGGUUUCUUUUUGAAGUCAUUCGAGUCAUUCGGCGGCGAAGUGCGACGGUCUGAGCAGAAUCAGAAGGUUCUCAGGCGGUCGAACGAGUGAGGGAACAGAGCGCUACGUCAACAAGGCACCAUGAUGCACAUGACAUUCUACUGGGGUACAAUUGCGACGUUGCUAUUUGAUGAGUGGGUGACUAGGACACCGCUGCAGUACUAUCUCUCGCUUGUGGCGAUUGUAAUCUUUGCCAUAAUUCACGAAUGGCUUUUUAUGUUUCGGGUUUCUAUUGCCUCCAAGCAAAACGGUCCUCGAGCGGGUGGAUUAGAGAACAACGCCCCGCUUCUCGAGAAACUCCCUGCUCCUAAGAGUGGCGUCUGGGAUAUCAUUGUGGCACUUCUGUAUGGUGUCAAUGCUUCGACCGGUUAUCUUCUCAUGCUCUUGGUCAUGUCUUUCAAUGGAGGAGUUUUCAUCGCCGUUGUGGUCGGUUUGGUGAUAGGAUUUGCUCUCUUCAGGUCGAAAUCUGCCAGCGUAGACAUCAACAAGAUCUCCGACUCAUGCUGUGUUGGCUGAUUUCUGCCUUCAGAGUCCUUCCAGGUGGAUUUGAAAUUUGCAAGAUAGUUUUGCUUUAGAGGUACAUUCUGUAACAUAAGGGUUCUUUCCUCGUGUCUUAACAGCACAAGUCAUUCUAGGCAAACUCUUCGACCACCUCAGGGAGCAGAAGCUGGGCUCUGCUCCAUUUAUGCGGACACUGAUGUGGUUUUUGGAUUUACGUCCACAUAGUUUGUAAAUAAAAGUAUAAUCUGCCGCUAUACCUGCC